Molecule: messenger RNA, 1049 nt
Organism: Gossypium arboreum
Lineage: Eukaryota; Viridiplantae; Streptophyta; Magnoliopsida; Malvales; Malvaceae
Product: photosystem II reaction center PSB28 protein, chloroplastic
Exons: 2
Coding region: 289-834 (181 amino acids)
Biological process (GO): photosynthesis
Cellular component (GO): photosystem II oxygen evolving complex; photosystem II; chloroplast thylakoid membrane
Source: RefSeq, a predicted model, not a curated record
AUCGAUUCGCUCAAAAGCCGAAAUGGGCUUACCGUUGAUUGAUUACCGGUGGCUGAUAUGGGUCAGCUCAGCUGGGUCUUCAAUGGAUGGAGCAUUGAUAUUAUUACAUGGCAUAAAAACAGUAUUCAACAGGCAAAAGCCUAUCAUCACUAGUUUCAGUUGUUCCACAAAUCCAAAUUCUCAAAAAUGAAUGGCUAUCUUUGUUACACACUCAUCCCUCCCUAUUCACUCUCUAUCUUCUACAACUAAAACCCCUCUCUCUCCCUCUCCCUUCUCAUACUCCCAACUAUGGCAACUCUUCAGUCUCUGGCUUUGGCCUCUCCUGUCUCUCACUCUUUCCUCAACCAACCACGCUCUCUCUCUGGAAUGCCAUCUUGGGUUGCUCACCGGAGCGCCAAUUCACAAUUCAAUGGGCAAUCUUUACAAGUGGCUCAAUCGCGAAUAUCACCUACAAGAUGGAACUCUAAGAGAUGCAGCCCCAUAGUAAUGAUGGUUAAACCAAAAAUUCAAUUCAUUCAAGGAACUGAUGAGCAGACAAUACCAGAUGUAAGGUUAACAAAGUCCAGAGAUGGUACAAAUGGUAUGGCUAUAUUCAGAUUCGACCAACCGUCCGUGUUUGAUUCAUCUAGUGAAGUUGGUGACAUCACUGGAUUCUACAUGAUUGAUGAGGAAGGAGUUCUUCAGUCGGUUGAUGUGAAUGCUAAAUUUGUGAAUGGGAAGCCUGCAGGGAUUGAAGCAAAGUACAUAAUGCGAACACCACGGGAGUGGGAUAGGUUCAUGAGAUUCAUGGAGCGAUAUUCUAAUGAAAACGGCUUGCAGUUCAUAAAAAAAUGAGGCAAUUCUAUUCUUCUUUCGCAGUACUCUUCACUUUGAUCUGUAUCCCUCCUUAGUGUUAUGUAAUUUUGUUUGAAGUAUAACUUGAAAUCUCAUGUAGCUUUUAUGCAGAUGGCUUAUAUUGGGUUAGAUCCCAAUGUAGGUUUCAUGCAAAUACCUCACUGCUUCCUUUUGCCCAACAAGCUUUUCUGUUUUCCCUUUUAUUUAUCAUAAAA